Molecule: messenger RNA, 1135 nt
Organism: Hevea brasiliensis (rubber tree)
Lineage: Eukaryota; Viridiplantae; Streptophyta; Magnoliopsida; Malpighiales; Euphorbiaceae
Product: eukaryotic translation initiation factor 3 subunit K
Exons: 8
Coding region: 207-941 (244 amino acids)
Biological process (GO): regulation of translational initiation
Cellular component (GO): eukaryotic translation initiation factor 3 complex; cytoplasm
Molecular function (GO): ribosome binding; translation initiation factor activity
Source: RefSeq, a predicted model, not a curated record
GGGCAUAUAUGUCUUUUCGGCAUGUUCAUCUUAACGCCUUUGCCCUAAUCAUCCCUGUGACACAGUGAAGCUAAAGCCCUUGUAGUUCUCUCUCCGGCACGCGCAGCUAAAGCUUGGGACUUCGGACGGAGGAGUGUAUAUUCAAGCGAAAAGCAUCCAAGCAAACGAAUAGCAGAAGUAUCUGAAUCAUAGAAACGAAAGGCAAAAUGGGAAGGGAGAGAGACACUCAAAAGAUGCAGCAGCAAGUCUCCUUCACAGUCGAGCAGCUCGUAACCGUCAAUCCCUACAAUCCAGACAUCCUCCCAGAUCUCGAAAACUAUGUUAAUGAACAGGUUUCGUCAGAAACAUACAGUCUGGAUGCAAAUCUAUGCCUUCUUCGCCUCUAUCAGUUUGAACCAGAGCGACUAAGCACUCAAAUUGUUGCUCGCAUUUUGGUUAAGGCACUAAUGGCAAUGCCAGCCCCAGAUUUUAGCCUUUGUCUAUUUUUAAUUCCUGAACGAGUGCAAAUGGAGGAACAGUUCAAGACAUUGAUAGUUCUCUCACAUUAUUUGGAGACAGGAAGGUUCCGCCAGUUCUGGGAUGAAGCAGCUAAGAGUCGACACAUAGUUGAGGCUGUGCCAGAUGCGCUGUGGCUUACUAGAGGACAGAAUGCAGGUUUUGAGCAAGCAAUUCAAUCGUAUGCUAUUCAUCUGCUUUCCUUGACCUAUCAAAAGGUUCCCCGGUCUGUGCUGGCUGAGGCCAUCAACAUUGAAGGUCUUUCGUUGGACAAAUUCCUUGAGCAGCAGAUGGCCACCUGUGGAUGGAGCAUAGAGAAGGGGCAUGGUAAGGGCCAACUCAUUGUCCUUCCCAGCAAUGAAUUUAACCAUCCCGAGCUGAAGAAAAAUGCUGCAGAUAGUGUACCAUUAGAGCACAUCACUCGAAUCUUCCCCAUUCUUGGCUGAACCGUGUAGGGGUAGGAAUAUUUAAAUUUGCUUUAUUUUGCUUUGGGUUCUAAGUUACUCGCCGCUCCUAAUACUCAUAUUAUUUUACUUGCUGCUUAAUUACAUUGGGGACUGCAGUAACCUGUUAUAUUUUUAUAUUUAAGAUCAAAUCCAAACACGAGUAGAACUGAGAAACCUGAAAAUUGUUAUUUCAA